Halteromyces radiatus is the source of this 3658-nucleotide messenger RNA. Its product is annotated as cytochrome P450. The transcript is spliced from 10 exons. The coding region runs from base 32 to 3658 and encodes 1208 amino acids. The record is from RefSeq and is a predicted model, not a curated record. NCBI's taxonomy places the organism in Eukaryota, Fungi, Mucoromycota, Mucoromycetes, Mucorales, Cunninghamellaceae. Gene Ontology annotation, cellular component: cytosol. Gene Ontology annotation, molecular function: iron ion binding; oxidoreductase activity, acting on paired donors, with incorporation or reduction of molecular oxygen; FMN binding.
AUUUAUUAUUAUUGUAUAAUCUUAUAAAACAAUGUCAGAUACAACAUCUUUAAUUGUUGCUCUCAAAGGUUCAAAAGAUCUUGAAAAAACAGGUAAAAUCAUUCGAUUUGGAAAUGGGGCUAAUUUGGAUACCGUACGUGGUCUUGCUGCUGAAAAAUUAGCUAUUGGUGGUAAUAGUCAAGAUCUUGUUUUACUUGAUGGUUCUGAUCGUUUACUUGAUGGAAUUGAUGAUCUUCGAAAACAACAAGUGGUAUACGUUGAUCUUCCUGAAUCUGUCAAAGAAAUUAUUCCUGGUCCUACGAAAUUACCUUUUGUUGGUAAUCUUUAUGAAUUUGUUCCCGAUUUUACUGCUGGUUGGAAUCGAUUAUUUAAGGAAUAUGGUCCUCUUGUUGAUACUACAACACUUGGUGUAAGAAACAUUGGUACAAAUGACCCUGCCAUUGCUGAACUAUUUGUCAAAGAAGGCGAAUACUUUACCAAAAAGAUUGCACCCACUCCUUUAAGUGAAGUCAAAGUAUUCGCCGGUCAAGGUUUAUUUACUACUGAUUCAGACGAAGAUGAUUGGAAACUCGCUCACAAAUUAUUGAUGCCUGCAUUCUCUCCGCGUGCUAUCAAGGCUUAUCAACAUGAAAUGGGUAUCAUUACUCAAAAGACAAUCAAGAUUUUGGACCAAAUGAAACCAAACGAAAAAGUGGAUAUUCUUGAUUGGACAACAAAGGUCACUUUUGAAACUAUCGGUCGCAUCGGUUUUGGAUAUGAAUUCAACUUACUCGAAGAAAAGGAUGCACCUCCUCAUCCUCUUAUUCAAUCUAUGGGUUAUCUUUUACAAAUGGUGGUAACUCGUCGACAACAAGCUCAAUUUAUGAAACAUAUUCCCACCGCUGCCAACCGAAAAUUCGACCAAUCUAUGGAGAUCAUGCACGGUACUGUAAGUGAGGUGAUUGCCGAACGAAAACGAAGUCCUGACGCCAAAGACAAGAAUAAGGAUAUGCUUGGUUUUAUGUUGAAUGCUCGUGAUGAAAAUGAUCAUGGUCUUUCAGAUGAAAAUAUUCGUGAUCAAGUUGUGACCUUUUUGAUUGCAGGACACGAUACUACUGCAAAUACUUUGGCAUGGGUCCUUUAUGAAAUAUCUCGCAAUCCUGAUGUGGAAGCAAAGAUUCUUCAAGAAAUCGCUAAUACUGGUAUUACUCAUGACAAAUUACCAACAUCUGAACAAAUUAGUAAUUUGAAAUACAUGCAUCAAACCAUCAAGGAAACACUUCGAAAGUAUCCUCCUGUUCGUGCACUUAGCAAGUACUGUAAAAAAGAGUGCAUCGUUCCUUAUGGUUACAAGAUUCCUGCUAAUACUGGUGUAUCUGUUCAAGUUUAUUCAAUGCAUCACAAUGAAAAGGUGUAUCCUGAUCCUGAACGUUUCGAUCCCGAUCGAUUCUCCCCUGAAGAAGAACAAAAACGAUCUCGUUCUGCUUGGUUACCUUUCUCCACUGGUCCACGUGCUUGUAUUGGUAUGGCUUUCGCUUUACAAGAAGCAAAGACAGUUCUGGCAAUGUUCUUACACAAGUACAAAUUCUGUUAUGAUGGACCUGAUGUUCAUUUUGAUCCUCGUACCGCUACCACAAAACCCGAAGAUUUGUUGAUGACUGUCGAACCUCGUACUGACUUCCCUGCACCAACCGAAGACAAUAGCCUUCCAGAAACUACUACCAAAUCAACUGCUUCCAAGGCUAUGCCUAGUUUAGCUCAUGCUGAUGCUGCCAAAGAAGUAGAACUUCCUACUGUUACUUUCCUUUAUGGUACUCAAACUGGUACUGCGCAAGAUUAUUCUAAUCAACUUUUGCAGCAAGCCAAAGAAUUCGGAUUUGAAAAGGUGAACAUGGUGGAAAUCGACAAGUGGAAAGGAUUACAAGAUGGAAAAUACAACGGACCUACUUCUGGUAGUCAACGUGAAUUGGUGGUAAUCUGUACAGCAACAUAUAAUGGUCAACCUCCUGAUACUGCCGAAGCUUUCAACAAAUUCAUCGAUAACAAGACAAAGGAACAAGGUCAUGAAACCAUCUAUAAAGGUCUUCUCUUCUCUAUCUUUGGCGUAGGAAACAAAAACUGGCGUACUUAUCAACAUUUCCCUCGCAAGGUGGAUGAAGCCUUUGAAGAAUUUGGUGCUGAACGGUUUUUCCCUCGUGGUGAAGGAAAUGCUGACCAAGAUAUGGAUGCUGAAUUUAAUGAAUGGUGUGCCCACUUUUGGAGUCAUGUGUUAGAUUACUACGGUAUUGCUGCUUCUCAAGAUAAAUCUGUAGUACCUACUUCGACAACUAGCAAGAGAACAAAUACUAUAGUUACCAUCAAUUACAUUAGUCCCAAGGAUGCGGUCAAAUAUCAAGCUGGUAUCUCCAAUUACAACGGUGAAAAGAAUGCAAUCAUCAAAGUGAACCGUGAAUUGCAACAAGAGGGGUCUGGUCGCAGCACACGCCAUAUUGAAAUUGACAUCUCCGCUCUUACACCUAUUAGUGAAAACGCAGAUCACUUUUAUAACGCUGGUGACCAUUUGGAAGUGAUGCCUGAAAAUGAUCCUGCUUUGGUGAAUACUAUUGCUUUGAACUAUGGUUGGAUUCUGGAUUCUGUGUUUGAAAUCGAUCCUACGUCUCAAGCUGGUCUCUCUUCUCGUUCUCUUGGAGCUGCCAUCAAAGGACCUUGUACCAUCCGCAAUGCGCUCACCUAUUAUGCUGAUUUAUCUUCUCCUCCAACUCGAACCAUGCUUUCAUUCUUUGCCAAUCAACUUCGACAAACUGCUCCUGAAACUGCCGAAGUAUUCGAAAAGCUUAUUAUGCCCGAUCAAGACAAUGUGGAUCAGUAUCCAGCUUUCAUCAAACGAUAUCGUACCUUAUUGGACUUGCAGAAAGGUUUCCCUCAAGUCAACAGCCUCGACUUUGCUCAAUUUAUCUCUGCUGCUGUUGUGAUGCAACCUCGUCGUUAUUCAAUUGCUAGUUCACCUCUUGUGUCUUCCAAAACAGCUGCUCUUACUGUGGGCGUGGUGGAUGAUAUUGUGGAUGGUCGUCAUUAUGGUGGUCUUGCAUCGUCUUAUCUCGCUCGCAGCAUUGUCGAUGGUGGUGAUGAUAAAUUGACCAAGAUUCAUGCCGUGUUCAAGUCAUCCAAGAGCACUUUUGAUUUACCAAGUGAUCCUUCUGUUCCUAUCAUCAUGAUUUCUGCUGGUACUGGCUUCUCACCUUUCCGAGGUUUCAUUCAAGAACGUGCUGCUCAACGCAAGCAAGGUAUCAAGGUUGGAUCUACUUCUCUCUUCUUUGGUUGUCGUCGUGCUGAUCAUGAUUACAUUUAUGGCGAUGAAUUGGAAACGUUUGUGCAACAAGGCGUACUCAACAAUCUCCAUGUGGCAUUCUCAAGACAACAACCUCCUUCACCUACCAAGUACGUUCAACAUCAAAUCCUCGCUAACGCCACUGAAGUUUGGAAUUUGAUGCAUCCUUCCUCUGGUGAAAUCCCUGCUAAUGUCUACAUCUGUGGUAGUGGUAAUAUGAGCCGUGAUGUCCGACGUGUAUUUAUCUCGAUGUUCAAGAGCUUUGGUGAUGCUACUGAUGAUGUGGAAGCGGAAGCCAAGUUACAACAAUGGAUCGAUGAAGCUAGAUACAAUGAAGACGUUUGGGGUUAG